Myodes glareolus (Bank vole) is the source of this 794-nucleotide messenger RNA. Its product is annotated as centromere protein S. Gene Ontology annotation, molecular function: G protein-coupled receptor binding; chromatin binding; protein heterodimerization activity. NCBI's taxonomy places the organism in Eukaryota, Metazoa, Chordata, Mammalia, Rodentia, Cricetidae. Gene Ontology annotation, cellular component: FANCM-MHF complex; Fanconi anaemia nuclear complex; extracellular region. Gene Ontology annotation, biological process: adenylate cyclase-inhibiting G protein-coupled receptor signaling pathway; resolution of meiotic recombination intermediates; regulation of cell migration. The record is from RefSeq and is a predicted model, not a curated record.
UCGCGCACGCAGAGCGGGAAAAUCUGACUAGACCGCGGUGCGCCUGCCCGGGGAGCUCCGCAGCGAUGGAGGAGACGGAGGCGGAGGAGCAGCGGCAGUUCUCUCACCGGCAGAGGCUAAAGGCAGCAGUUCACUACACAGUCGGCUGUCUGUGCAACGAAGUGGCCUUGGACAAACAGGUGCAGUUCAACAAGCAGACCGUGGCGGCCAUCGCGGAGGUGACUUUCCGACAGUGCGAAAAUUUUGCCAAAGACCUUGAGAUGUUUGCCAGACACGCGAAAAGAAGCACAGUUACCACUGAGGACGUGAAGCUCUUAGCCAGGCGGAGUAAUUCACUGCUAAAAUACAUCACAGAGAAAAAUGAAGAGAUUGCUCAGCUCAACCUAGAGCGAAAGGCCAAGAAGAAAAGGAAGCCAGAGGAUGAGAGCAGUCACUCCAGGGAGCCCGAUGCUGAAGUGGUGGACAGUGAAAGUUAAUCACUUCUCUUCCCAGAGACGUGUGCCCACCACCAAGGGCCGUCUGCGGGAUAAGUAGAGACGUCUAAAGGAAACGCGUGACUGCACAGCUUUUCAUGCUGCCAGUUUCAAGAAUCUAAUGGCGGCUUCCUGCAGAGUGUCCGCGUGCUGUCCCCGGCACAGGCGAGGCUGGCAUCUGGAUGGCACACUGGCAUUGUGGCUAAGGCUGAUGGCUCGUGUUAACAGUUAGACCUGCUGGGUUUGGGGUGAGCCGUCCUUCACUGCCUACUUUCUAGGCCAAGUGACGGUCUCUGAACAGUGAAUAAAGCUGUUUCCUUA